AUGUCUAUAUUUCUCUUAUUAAUGCUUCACCUACUCUUCUCUUCUGCUCACAGUGUUACUUGGAUCAAGCACUCUGGUAGAUUUUUACGCGACUACAGCGCAGGAACGGCCAAGUACGACACUCUUCUGAAAGCUCAGAGCGAAUGUCUCAAACGAUAUGACUGUGGAGGUAUCACAUACGAACCUGAUAACAACAAGUUCACACUGCGAAGAGGAAUCAUCCUCGAACGCAGUGGCAGUGAAAUCUCCUGGAUACCUAUCUUAUACACAGUUACUUAUUGGAUCAAGGACUCUGCUACAUUUCUACGCGACUACAGUGCAGGAACGGCCAAGUACGAUAGUCUUCUGGAAGCUCAGAGCGAAUGUCUCAAACGAUCUGACUGUGGAGGUAUCACAUACGAACCCCAGCCCAACAACAAGUUCUCACUGCGAAGAGCAAUCAUCCUCGAACGCAGUGGCGAUAAAAUGUCCGUGUCCUGGAUACCUAUCUUAUACACAGUGAACGGAGGUUGGAAUUCAUACGGCUCAUGGUCUACCUGUUCAAAGAGUUGCGGAUAUGGAACACAAACAAGAUACAGAUCUUGUAACAAUCCUUAUCCUGCACACGGAGGUGCUUAUUGUUCAGGAUCAUCUUCAUAUAGUCAGAAUUGCAACACCCAUAGCUGUCCAGUGAACGGAGGUUGGACUUCAUACGGCUCAUGGUCUACCUGUUCAAAGAGUUGCGAAUCGGGAACACAAACAAGAAGGAGAACUUGUACAAAUCCUUCUCCUGCACACGGAGGUGCAAGUUGUUCGGGAACAGUUUCAGAGUCUCAGAGUUGCAACACUCGAAGCUGUCCAGCCGUCGGUCCAGUUACUCCUAAAAAAGCCACCACCGCUGUGGCUCAGACAUUGACUUGUGAUAUCGGAGAUGUGGUUACAGAUGUCAUUGUGUCGUGGAAGGAUAAUGCUGGGGCUGAAAUAACAAGUGGUAGUGGAGGGUAUACCAUCGCACAGGGAUCAGCUGACUCUGGUACCAAAAUUCAAACAUCAACUCUGACCAUUGAUGUUGCCACUCUUACAAGUGUAGCUGCAGCUGCGGGUGAAUCGCCCGUGACAUACAAAUGUGCUGCGGAAUAUGUAGAAUAUUCGAAUUCAGCAACAUCUACUUUCAAAGACAUUGUUGUCAACUUCCUUACUUUCGAUGUAAAAGCUAAGGGUAGCGAAGUGCUGACAAACACAGAAGCUACAAUAUCUUGUGUAGUAAGUGGUUUGAGUCAGCAGCUGGAGGCGGUAACAUGGAAGAAACCUUCGGGUGAUGCUAUAACUGACGGUGGUGCUGGCGGUGGUGCUGACGGUGGUGCUGACGGUGGUGCUGACGGUGGUGCUGACGGUGGUGCUGACGGUGGUGAUGACGGUGGUGCUGACGGUGGUGCUGACGGUGGUGCUGACGGUGGUGCUGACGGUGGUGCUGACGGUGGUGCUGACGGUGGUGCUGACGGUGGUGCUGACGGUGGUGCUGACGGUAGUGCUGACGGUGGUGCUGACGGUGGUGCUGACGGUGGUGCUGAUGGUGGUGCUGAUGGUGGUGCUGACGGUGGUGAUGACGGUGGUGCUGACGGCUAUGCUAUUGAGCUUGGAACUUACGAUCCUACCACCAACAUUCAAACUACAAUUCUGACCGUACCUGCUGGUGAAAACACGGUUGAUGCUGUUUUCACCUGUGUCAUUACAUCUGACGAGCAUGCAACAACAUCAGAAAAGACUGAUGUCAACUCGAACGUUUUCACUGUAGCGUCAGUGACUAAGUCAGUCAUUACUAGUAAGGAUCAGACAUUGACCUGUACAGUAGGAGAACUAGACGUAGGUGGAACCCCUGUUAAUGUAGUCUGGAAGGCUCCUGAUGGUACGGCUGUAUCUGUCUCGGAUAUUACGAACUACUAUGUCAGCAACGGUACAGUCGAUGGAACCGGCAUACAGGUGGCAGAACUCACCAUCAAGGCUACCAAGCUUGCUGAUUUUGCUAACCAGUCAACAUUCACAUACAAGUGCUCGGUAACAUCAACACAGUACCCAAACUCACCUGUAUCUACCCAUGGAGUUGUGGUCAACGUUCUAGCACCUUGUAGCAUACCCGUUAUCGAACAAGGCAUCAUAUCUCCAUAUUCGACGAUUGAUUCAGGCUCAACAUACGAAAUAAGGUGCGACAGCGGGUUUGUCAUAAUUGGACCGUCCUCGAUGGUGUGCACUAACGGUACCCUAUCUGAAUCCCCAUCUUGUCCACCAGUGGCUACCGUCACUUGUGAUGAAUACGGAAUAAAGUUGUUCGUUACCGAGAAAAUCAGUUUUGAUACAAUAUUGCUCAACGACAAAGAUUGUGAGUUUAAGGGAGACUCUCAAGAAAUCAGAACAGAUUUAGAAAAAUGCGGUACGACGGUAUCUUAUAAUAACAGUCAUGUCAUUUACAAAAACCAAAUGACAGGAAUUUCCAGCAAAAUUGAUUACAGUAACGGUAUAACCAGAGGAGGAGAACUUAAGAUAGCAUUUGAGUGCUCAUUCAAUAGAACAGGUGCUACCGAGUAUGCAUCUUGGGAGGUAAAGGGUGCAGCCAUUGUGGAAAGAGUGACGGGUGAAGGUUCGCUACGUUUCCUUCUAGAUAUCUACGAGGACGCAACAUAUGCCAACAAAGUGGUCAACUUUCCAUUUCAGUUAACCCUUAACGCUAACAUCAACAUGCAGGUCACGCUGGAUUCAUUAGAUCCAGACCAGUCUCUGGGUGUGGUCCGAAUACAGGCAAAGGACAGUGAAACCGAGGAGGAUGGAAACUUGUCCUACGACUUGGUGAAGGAAGGGUGCAUCGUGGACUCCACCUUCAAUUUUAUUGAAACAGACUCGAAUUUGCAGCCUCUUUCCGACCCCAAAUCUAAACGAUUUAUUUUUAAAGCUUUUAGCUUUUUGGACAGCCAGACUCCAAUUUACAUUCACGCUGUUAUAAAAGUCUGUAGUCUUUCGGAUAACAGUUUUGGCUGUACAGACUUGUGCACAAAAAGCAGACGGAAGAGAUUCGUUGAAGUAUCAAGUGAUCUGAAAGGUGAACAGUUCCAUAUUUUCCAAGGACCGAUAAUGCCUAGUCACCCCGUUGAAAUCAGAGUUCCGAUGACAUUUACCGAAACCUUUGUUGAAGAUCAGAAGUUAAACAAGGGUGAGGAACUGAAUUUAGAUGUACAUGUGAUUGCUAAGCCGGUUCCAGAGAGAGUAACUUGGAAGCUUGAUGACACUGACCUUGUGGAUAAUAAGGCCACUAUAUUCAUUGAGGAAUCUUUUGACCCAGCAACCUACAUCACAACGUACACACUGAAACUUGUAGACCUGAAAGUGGAACAAUCAGGAGUGAUAACCGUAGAGCUGUCUCGUGAACUGAACGAAACUUUAUCUCAUUCUAUGACUCUCACUGUACUGGAUGAGCCGGUUUUGGGAUUUGGUGUAAAAUUAGGACCUGGAAUUUUGACCUUCCUCCUCCUGCUGCAGGUUCUUCUGUAGGUUUGUCAAGAUGACUAUAUCGUGAACUAAGCUAACGUUAGCUAUCGUAAAUAGACUAAUGGUUAUGAACUAAAAGUAAAGAGAGUUGUUUAUUGGGAAAUAUUUAGAUAAUAUUUAAAUAAUCGCAGAAAGUCAGGUGAUUUUCUUUAGGUUAACAACAAUUUUUAUUUAUAAUUAUAUCAAAAUUUAAACAUUAUAUAAUGUGAUAUAAUUUUUAACAGAUAUAAGUAGAGUUAAACUUAAACGAGGUUUUAUAGAUUUUUUGAUGUGGUGUAUGGUAUGUUAUAAAUAAUUUGUUUUUCUAUUUCAAACGCGCUACAUUGAUUAAAUAAUACAACAGUGUAAACUAUUAUGAUAUAUAAUUGUGUUACAAAUUUGUACUAUACAAAGUAACUUUAUAGAGAUAUUACGUUUUACAGAA
This is a messenger RNA of Bolinopsis microptera, 3940 nucleotides long. RefSeq lists its product as uncharacterized. The coding region runs from base 1 to 3519 and encodes 1172 amino acids. The record is from RefSeq and is a predicted model, not a curated record. NCBI's taxonomy places the organism in Eukaryota, Metazoa, Ctenophora, Tentaculata, Lobata, Bolinopsidae. The transcript has 21 exons.